CUCGAGGCUUCCUGGAUGACUAAUAGGGGAACAACCCAGCCCUUGUUGGAUCAACUGCAUCAAACCCAUCAUACGGUUGGUCUUGGGAGAAAAAGAUUUCGCCGAUCUAAAAGUACUCCUGUGGGCGAAAUUGCUCCGGUGGAAAUUAAUGAAAUAAAGAACGACCAAUCACUUCUACGUUCUAAAUUGAUUUUGGACAAACUCCACCCUAGUAUUAGGAAAGUUAUUGUUUACUUGAUUAUAUACUUGGGUAUUGGUACCAUUUGCUUUUAUUUUGUUAGAAGCAAGAUCAAGGGAAAGAAAAUAGAUGGCGUACUUGAUUCCCUUUACUUUUGUGUUGUGACAAUGACCACGGUUGGAUAUGGUGAUUUGGUUCCUAACAGUGCAACUACUAAACUGCUUGCCUGUGUCUUUGUGUUCUCUGGGAUGGCACUUGUUGGACUGGUUCUAAGCAAAGCAGCAGACUACUUAGUGGAGAAGCAAGAAACACUAUUAAUUAAAGCACUGCAUAUGGGUUGUAGAGUUGGUCCGAGUGAAAUUUUAGAGGAGAUUGAAACAAACAAAGUAAGGUACAAGUGUUUCAUGGUAGCGGCCUUCCUUAUAAUGCUCAUAAUCAUUGGGACAGUCGUCUUGACUAGAGUUGAAAAGUUUGAUACUGUAGACGCCUUUUAUUGUGUCUGUGCUACCAUCACAACAUUAGGAUAUGGAGACAAAAGCUUUUCAACCAAAGCAGGGCGCAUUUUUUCUAUAUUUUGGAUUUUGACAAGCACUCUUUGUUUGGGUCGAUUCUUCCUUUAUGUUGCUGAAUGGAACACGGAAAAGAGACAGAAGGAGAUUGUGAAAUGGGUUCUUUCAAGAAGGACAACAAAUGUGGAUUUGGAGGAAGCUGAUCUUGAUGAUGAUGGGGUUGUAGGGGCUGCUGAAUUUGUUAUCUAUAAACUUAAGGAGAUGGGGAAGAUCAACCAACACGACGUCGCAGCUGUAUUGAAGGAAUUUGAAAGUCUUGACAUUGAUCAGUCUGGAACUUUGUCAACCACAGAUCUGACACUCGCCCAAUCAUCUUGAACCGGGAGGGAAUUUUAGGGAGGCCGAAAGUGUAUCAUUGUGGACCCUAGUCCGACAAGCAUUGGUUGAAAGAUUAUGAUGGCCAAUAGAAAUUUUAAACAAGGGUUAAUUUAUGGACC
Molecule: messenger RNA, 1184 nt
Organism: Solanum verrucosum
Lineage: Eukaryota; Viridiplantae; Streptophyta; Magnoliopsida; Solanales; Solanaceae
Product: two-pore potassium channel 1-like
Exons: 3
Coding region: 16-1065 (349 amino acids)
Biological process (GO): stabilization of membrane potential; potassium ion transmembrane transport
Cellular component (GO): plant-type vacuole membrane
Molecular function (GO): potassium ion leak channel activity
Source: RefSeq, a predicted model, not a curated record